Molecule: messenger RNA, 927 nt
Organism: Syzygium oleosum
Lineage: Eukaryota; Viridiplantae; Streptophyta; Magnoliopsida; Myrtales; Myrtaceae
Product: probable protein phosphatase 2C 58
Exons: 5
Coding region: 1-927 (308 amino acids)
Biological process (GO): protein dephosphorylation
Cellular component (GO): cytosol; nucleus
Molecular function (GO): protein serine/threonine phosphatase activity
Source: RefSeq, a predicted model, not a curated record
AUGACUAGAGAGCGGUCAUCAGUUCCAUCUAGACCAAAGCCUGUUAAUAACUUGUUAGAUUCCAUAAAUAAAUGCAAUCACAGAGGAAGACAGGGCACAGACCGGAUCCAUCAGACGUGCAGCAACAACAAUAGAGAAGAAGAGGAUGACAAGGACGAGGAUGAGGAUGAGGAUGACGGAGAUGAGGAAGAUGAGGUGGACAAGGAGAAUGAGCAGGAGGAAUCACGCAGCAAAGUCACUCAUGAAAAGAGAGAGCACAAUGGCAAUGAAUUAGGUCUAUAUGCCAUCUUUGAUGGACACUCCGGCGGCAAAGUUGCAGAGUACUUGCAGCACCAUCUAUUUGACAAUAUACUCAGUGAGCCGGACUUCUGGACAAGCCCGAAAUGUGCAAUCAAGCGGGCCUACAAAAAGACGGACGACCAAAUUUUAGAGGGCGUAGUCAGCUCAAGAGGAGGUUCCACUGCGGCCAUGGCUAUACUGAUCAAUAGGGAGAAGCUGAUAGUAGCUAACGUAGGUGACUCUCGUGCCAACAUGUGUGAAAACGGCAAAGCUAAACAGAUAACGGUUGAUCAUGAACCGCAAAAGGAAAGGGAACUUGUAGAAAGCAGAGGAGGAUUUGUAUCUCAAAGACCGGGGAACGUUCCGCGGGUGGACAGACAACUUGCCAUGACCAGGGCUUUCGGCAAUGAGAAAGUGAAGGAUCAUAUCCCAUCCGAACUGGAUAUAUUCAUCGAGAACAUCGACAAGGGCACUGAGUUCAUUCUUUUGGCAAGCGACGGCCUCUGGAAGGUAAUGUCGAAUCAAGAGGCGGCAGAUUCCAUAAUGGCGAUAGACGAUGCUCGGGAAGCGUCAAAGGCGUUGAUCAGAGAAGCCAUGUCCCGAAAAAGCCCCGACGACAUCUCGUGCAUCGUGGAAAAAUUCGAGUGA